This is a messenger RNA of Fraxinus pennsylvanica, 753 nucleotides long. The record is from the annotation of a GenBank genome assembly. NCBI's taxonomy places the organism in Eukaryota, Viridiplantae, Streptophyta, Magnoliopsida, Lamiales, Oleaceae.
AUGCUUAUGCUUGCCGGGGAAGAUUGGAGCUUGCAGAAUGAACAGGGAUGGAGUGCACUUCAGGAAGCAAUUUGCAAUAGGGAAGAAAGGAUUGCGAAGAUUAUAGUUUGGCAUUACCAGCCAUUGGCUUGGGCAAAAUGGUGCAGAAAGUUGCCUCGGUUAAUUGGGACAAUGAGAAGGAUGAGGGAUUUUUACAUGGAGAUCAGUUUUCAUUUUGACAGCUCAGUCAUCCCUUUCAUCUCGAGAAGAAUUGCCCCUUCUGACACGUACAAAAUUUGGAAAAGGCAUGCCAAUUUGAGGGCAGAUAUGACUCUGGCUGGUUUCGAUGGUUUCAGAAUUCAGCGUUCGGAUCAGAGAGUUCUUUUCCUCGGUGAUGGUUCUGUGGAUGGAAAAGUUCCUCCAGGGUCACUUUGUAUGGUGUCACACAAAGAUAAGGAGGUCAUGAAUGCUUUGAAUGGUGCUGGAGCUCCAGCAACUGAGGCAGAAGUGCAGCAGGCAGUGAUUUCCAUGUCUCAAACCAAUAUAUUCAGGCCUGGGAUUGAUGUCACUCAAGCAGUUCUUUUGCCUCAAAUGACAUGGCGGCGACGGGAAAAGAUGGAAAUGAUGGGUUCCUGGAAAGCAAAAGUUUAUGAUAUGCAUAAUGUUGUUGCAACUAUUAAAUCAAGGAGGGUUCCUGGAGCCAUGACGGAUGAUGAGUUCUUUAACUCUUCCAAUGUAAAUGAAGCAGAGAGUGAGGAAUUCGAUGUAUAUUGA